GGCCCGCUGUUCGUCCCUUGUGGCCCCAUUGUUGACAUCAGAGCAUAAACGCACCAAUCGAUGCAAUUACCUGGUUCAUGCUGCUUUCGCUGCCCAUCACCAUGUAACCGAUCUCUCAAGGAACGUAUAAAGUUUCUCGUCACAGUCCGUUGAAGGUCGCUUUCCUUUCCCAAGUUCCUCAGCACUCCUCAUCUCUCACAGACAAACUCACCCACUCGCUACCUCUUUACCCGCACUCCCCAAAAACAACCAUCAAGAUGCGUUUCGCCUUCGCCGCCACCGCCGCUCUGUUCGGCUCCGUCCUCGCCGCCCCGGCCCCCCAGGUCGAGGAGCCCGAGAUCAAGGAGACGGUCAGCAUCCAGGACUUCUACGCCCGCAAGUCCCACCUCGUCGACGGCACCCUCGACGGCCCCGUGGACUCCGUCACCUUCAACAUCGUCGCCAGCCGCGCGGAGGGCACCAUCGCCGUCGUCUGCACGGCCAAGGCUGCCGAGGGCGAGGACUCGAUCAAGUUCAAGCCCGAGAGCUACAACUGCGACGGUGUCAAGGAGACCGUCGACCAGUACCGUUUCGAGGUUGCCGAGAUCUCGGAGCAGAACGUCUACACCAUCAUGGUCAUUCACCAGACCGCUCCUGCUUUCGGCUUCUGGGGCAACACCGAGGUCCCGACCCACUGCCGCGCCGGUGGCAACGAGUCGAUGAUCUGCGGACAGGUCGGCGAGGUCACCGCUGAGCUCCACCUUUAAGUUGGAGUCUU
Messenger RNA from Chaetomium fimeti, 757 nucleotides. RefSeq lists its product as uncharacterized. Bases 258 to 746 code for a protein of 162 amino acids. Lineage: Eukaryota; Fungi; Ascomycota; Sordariomycetes; Sordariales; Chaetomiaceae. The record is from RefSeq and is a predicted model, not a curated record. The transcript has 2 exons.